GAAUGCGUCAUCUCCGCCGUGACGACGAACGAUAGAGAAACACCGGCCUACCCCAUCCCGGAGGUAAACAGGCGAGGCCUGGGGGCGAUGACGUGCUGAUUACCAUCGCUCGACCGCGUGACGAGCCGCGUAGCGCCCCAGGGCAGGACCGGCCGGCCGGGGCGGCGCAGGUGGAAUUCCCAGUGCUGGGCCGGCGGCCCUCUGCCAGAACUCCGCACCACGGCGGCUGGGGUCGGAUUGGUUAGUGACGGAGCAGAGCUACCGCCGACCGGCCGCCGACCGCGACACUUCCCCGGGACACAGGUUUAAUGAUGAAGGUCGCAUUUGGACUUUUGGCCUUGGUUUGUGCGGCGGUUGCGGCCCCUGCUCCUCAGUUUGGUCGUCGGCCAGUCUUCGGAGGGGCUUCCAGCCGAGGUCGGCCUUCCGUCAAUAAUGUCAGCGCUCAGGUCACCAAUGUCAACCAAAACCGUCCGGAUACGCUCAGCUUCAACGGCGGAUUGGCGCUCGCUUCCAGUAACUCGGUGGGCGCUUUUGGCACCAAUAUCGCUGUGAAUCACGCUCAGGCAAUCAGUCAGAACAUCGCCAUUCCUGUGCCCCAGGGCUUCAACGCUGUCAGUAACAACCGCUUCAAUAACCGAAAUUUCGGCUAGACGUAGGGCUCAGGGGUCUGCGAUGGAAGGAGGCUGACCUUCGUACUGAGGACGGAGUCUGACCUUUGUAGAGGACUGAGACUGACAUUCGCAACAUACGAGGAAGGAGUCUGAUCCUUACAAGAAAAGGAGUCUGACCUCUACUGGGGUUAGACUAUGUAGAUCAGAUGGCGGCGCAAGAAAGACUGGCUUUUGUAGGUUCGGCCGGCGACAAACGCGAGGAGGUGCUUCCUUGAUAAAAAGAUGAAAGAAAUAUUUAUCAAGGCACACCAUGUGUGCUGAAGAAGGUUUACAGAAAAUACAAUCACACCGAGUCUUGUACGUCAUGUGCGAUGCAAUGAAAAUGUCAAGCACCGACCAUUGUGUUUUACAUAUUUUUGGUACAAUUUACGCGUUGACAUGGCCAUAUUGAUUGUGUGCUCGAAAAUGUUUUUAGUAAUAAAGACAGAAGAAAACGA
Molecule: messenger RNA, 1108 nt
Organism: Amphibalanus amphitrite
Lineage: Eukaryota; Metazoa; Arthropoda; Thecostraca; Balanomorpha; Balanidae
Exons: 4
Coding region: 309-650 (113 amino acids)
Source: RefSeq, a predicted model, not a curated record